AAAUAAAAAAUACAAAGGAAAAAAAACUAAAAAAAGAAAAAAAUUAUAAAAAAAAUAUGACAUCCAGACCAUAAGUACACGUCUACGACGCUAACGAAACCAAAAAAUAAGUAGGAUCAGUAGCCCUUCCAGUUGUUUUUACCGCACCAAUUAGAGUUGAUAUAGUGCAAAGAGUACACACUGAUUUGAACAAGAAUCGUCGUUAAGUUCACGGAGUAAAGAUCUCUAAAAAAGGAACUGCUGGUAUGGGACAUUCUGCUGAAUCAUGGGGAACAGGUCGUGCAGUAGCUCGUAUUCCCAGAGUAGGAGGAUCAGGAACAAACAGAUCAGGAUAGGGUGCAUUCGGUAACUAAUGUAGAAAAGGUAGAAUGUUUGCUCCUUUGAAGACUUUCAGAAGAAUCCACAGAAGAGUUAAUGUAAACUAAAAAAGACACGCUGUUGCUUCUGCUUUAGCUGCUUCAGCUUUAGUCCCUUUAGUAUUGGCAAGAGGUCACAGAGUAUCUAACAUUUAAGAAUUACCUUAUGUAUUUGAUGAUGCUUUGGAAAAUUUCGAAAAAACCAAACAAGCUGUCGCUUUCUUAAAAGAGUUGGAGCUUACGAUGAUGUUCUUAAAGUUAUUGAAACCAAAGCCAUAAGAGCUGGUUAAGGUAAACUUAGAAACAGAAGACAUAAACUUAGAAGAGGUCCUUUAGUUAUUUAUGGAAAACGAAAAUGCUACACCUACUAGAGCUUUGAGAAACAUUCCUGGUGUUGAUGUAUGCAAUGUAAACAGACUUAACUUACUCUAAUUAGCCCCUGGUGGGCACGUUGGUAGAUUCGUUAUUUGGACUAAAUCUGCUUUUGUUAAACUUAAUUAGCUUUUCGGUACUUACUCUUACACUUCUUAAGUUAAAUAAGGUUAUUAAUUAUAAAGACCUGUCCUUGCUAAUGCUGAUAUUGCAAGAAUUAUUAACUCUAAUGAAAUUUAAACUGUUGUUAGAUAAGCUAAAGAAACUGAACAUCAUUAAAGAAAGAAAAAUCCUCUUAAAAAUAAAAACUCUCUUUUCAGAUUAAACCCUGCUGCUAAAAUCAGCAAGGAAAAGCCAGAAAAGCUAACGAAGCCAACAGAGCCAAAAGAACAUAAACUCUUAAAUAAAAAAGAAAAUAAGCCAGAGCCUUAAAAAAAGGAUCUUAAGCUUGGAUUAGAGUCUUCAACGAUGCUAACUAAUAAGCCAUUAACAGAGCUAAAUAAGACGAAGCAAACUUUGCAGCUUAAGGAAAAGAAUUCAAAGAAGAAGAAAACUAAUGAGUGCAUUUAUAUGGCUUUUUUAAUAUAUAUAAUUGUAAUUUUAUUUUAGAAGUAUUUUUGUCAAUUUUUUAAAGUAAAAUAAAAAAAUACUGGAAUUAUGUUUUUUAUAUUUACAUGUUUAUGAUAAUAUUAAAUAUUUAAAUUUGCUAUAUCAAUA
Ichthyophthirius multifiliis is the source of this 1445-nucleotide messenger RNA. RefSeq lists its product as hypothetical. The record is from RefSeq and is a predicted model, not a curated record. Gene Ontology annotation, cellular component: ribosome; cytosolic large ribosomal subunit. The transcript has 2 exons. Lineage: Eukaryota; Ciliophora; Oligohymenophorea; Hymenostomatida. Gene Ontology annotation, molecular function: RNA binding; structural constituent of ribosome. Gene Ontology annotation, biological process: translation.